AUGGUUUUGGCAACAUUAAUCUCAAUCCUACUCUUUGCUGCACUAACCUCUAAAAUCAUUCAACACUGGCUUAUGAGAAAGUCUCUUUCUUCACACAAGAACAACGGGCUUCCUCCAGGCCCACCAAGGUGGCCCAUUGUUGGUAACCUCCUCCAAUUAGGUCAUCUUCCACAUAGAGACUUAGCAUCUUUGUGUGAUAAAUAUGGACCCUUAGUGUAUCUAAAAUUGGGCAACAUUGAUGCCAUCACCACCAAUGAUCCUAAUAUUAUACACGAAAUUCUUCUUUCACAAGAUGAUGUUUUUGCCUCUCGGCCACAAACUCUUGCAGCAGUUCAUUUAGCAUAUGGAUGUGGUGAUGUUGCAUUGGCCCCUUUGGGGCCUCAUUGGAAGCGCAUGAGAAGAAUUUGCAUGGAACAUUUGCUGACAACAAAGAGGCUUGAGUCCUUCUCCAAACACCGUUUAGAGGAAGCCCAACAUCUUGUGAAGGAUGUGUUGGGCCGAGCCCAAGAUGAGAGGCCCAUUAACUUGAGGGAGGUUUUGGGUGCUUUCUCAAUGAACAAUGUGACUAGAAUGUUGUUGGGAAAACAAUAUUUCGGGUCUGAAUCUUCAGGCCCAGAAGAGGCUAUGGAGUUCAUGCACAUAACCCAUGAGUUGUUUUGGUUGUUGGGUGUGAUAUAUUUGGGUGACUAUUUGCCAUUGUGGAGGUGGGUGGAUCCUUAUGGGUGUGAAAAGAAAAUGAGGGAGGUGGAAAAAAGAGUGGAUGAUUUCCAUUCCAAGAUUCUUGAAGAGCAUAGAAAGGCAAUGGAAGAUAAGAAGGGGAGAAGAGAAGAGGGUGAUGGAGAUAUGGAUUUUGUGGAUGUUUUACUAUCUUUACCAGGUGAAGAUGGAAAAGAGCACAUGGAUGAUGUAGAAAUCAAAGCCUUGAUCCAGGACAUGAUAGCAGCAGCAACAGACACUUCAGCAGUAACCAAUGAAUGGGCUAUGGCAGAAGUAAUCAAACAACCACACGUUCUUCGAAAAGUCCAACAAGAAUUGGACACUGUAGUUGGCCCAGAUAGAAUGGUGUUAGAAUCUGACUUGCCCCACCUUAAUUACCUGCGCUGUGUCGUACGUGAAACCUUCCGCAUGCACCCCGCGGGGCCGUUCCUUAUCCCACACGAAUCAAUCCGAGAGACCACCAUAAACGGCUACCGCAUCCCGGCGAAGACACGUGUCUUCAUCAACACGCACGGGUUGGGCCGCAACACCAAGAUCUGGGACAACGUGGAUGAGUUUAGGCCCGAGAGGCACUGGCCCAGUAAUGGGGAUAGGGUUGAGAUUAGUCAUGGGGUUGAUUUCAAGAUUUUGCCUUUCAGUGCUGGAAAACGCAAGUGUCCUGGUGCACCACUUGGGGUGAGUUUGGUUUUGAUGGCUUUGGCUAGACUCUUUCAUUGCUUUGAGUGGACACCACCGAAGGGUUUUGAACCCAAAGAUAUCGAUACUAGAGAAGUUUAUGGGAUGACUAUGCCCAAGGCUGAGCCCUUGCUUGCUGUUGCUAUGCCAAGAUUGCCCAAGCAUUUGUAUGGCUCAUUUUAA
This is a messenger RNA of Sphenostylis stenocarpa, 1575 nucleotides long. The record is from the annotation of a GenBank genome assembly. NCBI's taxonomy places the organism in Eukaryota, Viridiplantae, Streptophyta, Magnoliopsida, Fabales, Fabaceae.